AUGGAUAGUGCAAGCGAAUCUGGAAGCAGUGAUCUAGACGGUGAUUUUCAAAAUGCAAAGGCUUUCUUGCUGAAAACAAGUUUACAUUCGAAUCUAAAUGUGUAAGUAAUAUUACACUUUGAGGUCUCGUUUGAGGAGUUUUUUUCAAACAUAAACACCUUAGAUGAAAUCUUCUUUCUUCUUCUCUUUUACUUAGCUACGACCAUCUUGCAACUGUGAUUAGAAAGGUCUUGGAAGAGAAACCUGGAAAUGUUUCAGGCAAGCACUACUUGUAUAGUCUUAGUGGUUCUUGAGCGUAAUUUGCUUUACAUAGAAAAUUGUAAACGCUGUGUUAGUUUUCUGGUAGAUCCAUUGAUGUCUGCUUCACCACGUAUUUAAAUUUUUUCCCUUUAUUUUACAUUGAUACAGACUUGAUAGAAGAUCUUGUCAGAGAUGAAAAGAGAGCAAAAUUUUGUCCCAAUUUUGACACUAUUCAGGUAAUGCAACACUAAAUUAGCACUGAAUUAAAAAGUGAACUACGUGGUCAUAAAGUGUACAAGAAACAAACUUAGGGUACAGGAAGAGACAUUUUAUUUUUAAAAGAAUUAAGCAGUAUUCUAGAAUCAAGAGUCACACGCUUAACUGACAAAGAGAAGCAGAAAGUUCUCUAUAAUUACCAAGGGUGUGCAUAAUGUUUUUAAAAUUUAAUGACAAGCCGAGUUUUAUACACAGUUUAAUUGGCUCUUACCAAUGAUCUAUUGGAAGACAGAUGCUUAACCCUUUAACUCCCACGAGUGACCAAGACAGAAUUUGUCCUUACAACAUCAAUACAAUAUCAAGUAGACAAGUGAUGAGAAUAAAGAAAAAUAUCAGUUAGGGGAUUUCAAGUUGAUCCAAUACCAAAUUCUCCAAACUAACAUCACAAGAACUGUAUGGCAGACAGUAGAGAGAAUUACUAAUAAGAUCUUGAGAGUUAAAGGGUUAAAUGACAUCAGCUUUAAUAAAACUUUCCUCUUUUAUCUUAUAACAGAUAGAUUCCAUGUUGCCAUGGGUCUGUACUGAAGAAAUGUUAAAAUGGUUUCCAUUUUUACAUAGCCUGAUGUAAACACGCAGGAGGUUGGGAGAACACAAGAUAAGCAUAGGAAACCACGACACAAAGCGGAGUGGUUUCCAGCUUAUCGAGUGUUCUCCCAACCUCCCAAGUGUUUACAUCAGGCUAUGUAAACACAGAAACCAUUUAACAUUUCUUCUAUAAAAUAACUAAUGAAAGAGGAACGAAAACCGUGUUUACAUACACUCAUGUAAAAUGGUUUUAUGGCCAAUCAGAGUGCGCACAUACUAUUUGAAUUAUUUUAUAAACUGUAAUAGCACAUAGAAGAUGUUAUAAUGUGGUAAAAACAACAGUGCCACAUAAGGCGCAUCAUCUAUGAUCCAUUACUGAACAGGAGCAUGGUAACAUGGAAUCCAUUUGUUAAAUAGUGUACUCUGAUUGGUGUUUCUGUGAGCAUAAUGAGAUCCAUUGAGAUUAAGUUGCAAUGUUGAUAAUUAUGCUUUAUUUCUUUUUAAUAUUCUUCAAGAAUAAAGAAGAUGAAUCUACAGAGGUUUUACUUGCAAGGUCUCAGGUGGCAUUAUUUGAAGUAAGCUGUGCCGAAUUUUCUUGUAUCCAUCUGCUACCUAAAGUCUUAAAUACAUAUUUAGAGCAUUUUAGUAUGAUGAGUGCAAGGCAUUGUGGGAGAUGUGGUGACCAAAUGGUUAGAGUGCUGGACUCUAUGUUGGGAGGCCUGAGUUCACAAACUGACCAGGUCAUUGUGUUGUGUUUGUGGGCAAAACACUGUACUUUCACAGAGCCCCUCUCUCUACUCCAGAGUAUACAUGCAAAUGGGUUCUUGUAAAUUGUCAAUAAAUGUAGCCUAAUGAAAUGAUAGGGGGGUAGCCUUGCAAUGGACUAACAUCUCAUCCAGGGGAGGGUAGUGAUAUUCCUAGUUGCUUCAUGCUAUAGAAACCGGGAUAAGCUCCAGCUGCAUGGGUGGCUUGGUUUGAGUACGGACUUAACCUGAUGCUAGGUAUCUUUUGUAUCACAAUUGUGUUUUCAGAGAAAACCCACUGAGCAAGAACUGGAGCCUUUGAUGCGAGAUCCAGAUAUGGAAGAGGAGCAGGAGGAGGCCCCAUUACCAGAUCUGAUGGAACUUGCCAACUACUUUGAACAAGCUGGUAUCGGCAUUGGCAGAGAAGAAAUAUUUAGAAUAUUUUUGUCUCUGAAGAUUUUAAUUGACACAUACCCAAUUAGGACAUGCAGAUUUUGGGGUAAGAGCAAUAAUCAUAACAAAAAGUUUUGGAUUAUAUUUUCUGUAAAGGAUCACUGUAUUGAAAGAUAAGUGAUUUGUCUUUAACUGAACUAAUUUACAUUUUAUUCUAACAGGUAAAAUAUUUGGCAUCCAUGCUAAUUACUUAAUCGCUGAAGUGGAGUUCUUUGAAGGAGAAGACCCUGAGGAGCCACUUGAUGAUGAACAACAUCUAGAACAACAAGAGGUUAGAACCUAUAUUCUUAAGUUAUGCAUAUUUCCUAAUCAGCCUGAUAUCCAAUAUUUUAAAGAUGUUAAACCAAGUUUUGAACCAGAAGGCUGGACUUGACAACAAUUGAUCCCUGUCUACUUUGGAAUUUUUAGUCCGAACACUUCAAAUCCUUUUCAGGACGAUGGUAAUAAUGAGAUACUUGAGUCAAGAUGAAAAGCAGCAUAACAGCGCAUGCACAUGGAGGCAUACUAUCCAAUCACACAAGCACAACAUGCACACUGUCCUAUCAGCGCUCAAAUUGGACAGGCAAUUUUUCAAGAACUUUUUGUUUCACUUUUAAUUAACAUGGGAAAAAAAAUUAUGAAGUUCAAGUACAACAAGCUUUUGGGAAAUGGUUAAUAUUUUUUUUUUAAUUGUUUUCUUUUUACCACAGAAUGAAACAAAAACAGACAUCAUUAAAGAAGGUGAGAGAUAUUUUGCACUUCAAACCAGGUCGAUAAUUAUUUAUCUUUGUGUCUUAUAUUUAUUAUCAUAAUCUGAAAAAAAGAAGGUGACAAUAAACAGAUGAAAAAAAUUCAAGACCAAAGAAAAAUUUGAUCCCACACACAUUCAAAGAUGACAACUUUAUUCAUAAUUAUUUUAAAUGCCCUUGAAUUUAUUGGCCCCAUCCAUUUUGAUUAAUUGUGGUUCAUACUUGUGCCUGCAAUCAACAUAUAAACAUAUUUACAUAUAAAGUUCUAUUCUUUUUUAGGAGAUUUUGAUGUAGAGGAAGAUGAUGCUCCACAGGCAGACUUCAAACCACCUCCAGUAAUCCCCAAAGAAGAAAACAGAACAGGCUGUAACAAGAAAACAUACUUUGUAUCCAAUGAGCGUGAGUUGCUUCAGACUCAUAGAUCAUAAUUUGUUUAACCCCCUAACUCCAUGAGUGAACAAGACAGAAUUUUUUCUAACAAUAUCAAUACAAUAUCAAACAGACAAGUGAUGAGAAUGAAGAAAAUAUCAUUCAGGGGAUUAUUUGUUGAUCCAAUACCAAAGUCUCCAAACUAACAUGAAAAGAAUAUUGUAUGGCAGACUGUAAGCUAGGGGAAUUAUUAUGUUUCAUUUUAAUAAAGUGUUUAUUGUAAUCUUACAACAGCUGGCGGUCAAUGGGUCAGACUACCCCCUGUCACUCCAGCACAGAUUGUUGUCUCAAGACAAGUCAGAAAAUUCUUCACAGGAAAUCUUCAGGCACCUGUAAGUUAUAAGUUACACAAUUUGAAUUAAAUCUUCAAAAAUCCAUACUGCCUCAGCUCCACUGGUAAAUAAUAAACUUUACCGAGUGUAUUUAAUAUACCUCACACUUUGACCCCUACAAAAUCACCCCUGAAUCACACACCAAAGUCAUGAGAAUGAAUUAAAUGAUCACCAACUAAAGAAGCUUGUGAUUGUCCAUAAAUUCUCCUGAUCAAUGCAUUAGAAAAUAUAUAGAGAACAGUAUGGAGAAUAUGCUUACUGAUGUUAGGGUGUAAAGUGUCACUGUUAUUUCCAGCUUAUUAUCAGUCGGUAAUCCGUUAAUUUUUCCGCAAACAGUUGUUGGUGCGGGUUAUUUGCCAGUGCAGGCAAUCUGUUGAAAUUUUUUUCUUGUUAUUGCAAAAAUUGACUGAUGUGGAUAAUCUGCUGUACUGAUAAAUGGACAGAAAAUACGGUAAGCCUUUCAGUUAGUUUAAUUUGUAACCUAGCAAUUUUAAUCAAGAGAUUUUUCAUCAAUAGGUUGUGAGCUAUCCACCAUUCCCUGGAAAUGAAGCCAACUACUUGAGAGCUCAAAUUGCCAGAAUAUCAGCUACAACACACAUCAGUCCUUUGGGUUACUAUAUGUUUGAAGAGGAAGAGGAGGAGGAUGAUGAUAUAGGAGGUACAAAGCAUAUUCAUUUGCACUAUUUUCCUCUUUCCCUUCUUUCCUCCUUCCUUCCUUUCUCCCUUCCAAGCUUUUCUCUCUUAAUACAAUAAAUUGGCUCUCCUUCCUCUCUGCUCCCCUUUUUCCUCUUUAUCACCUUAUACACUCCUUGCCUUCUUUCUUUCUUUCCUUUCCUCUUUCUCUCUCUCUCUCUCUCUUUCUUUUUCCCUUCCCCUUUUCUUUUUUUUACCUUUCUUUCUUUCCUUUGUUCUCUCUUUUUUCAUCCUUUCUUUUCUUCUUUCUUUCUCUCUUUUUCUUUCUUUCUUUCUCUUCCUUUCUUGUUAUCCCCAUGCCUUUCUCCCUUGUUCUCUUUAGCUUCCUUUCUUUCAUCCAUUCAUUCCCUUUGUCGCUAUCUGAAUACUAAAUUCAAUGCUUUGUGCAAUUUUCAGCUCGAGAUUCUUUUGUGGUGAAUCAUGAGUUUGAAGGACUCUCAAUUAAUGACAUGGCUGAUCCAUCAUGUGCAAACUGGGUUCAUCAUGUCCAGUACGUUCUUCCACAGGUAAGCUGUGCUUAGGUAACUUUGAAUGUCUGGCUAGUUAACUAUUGGGGUGAGUUUCAAAGUGACAGUAACCUCACAGUAGUCCUGAUCUCCAACAAUUCUGAUUAAUUUGAAAUUGGUUAUAAUUACCCAAAAUCAUUAUGAAAACUUUAAAUUUUAGUGGUAAUAAACAUCUCACUGCCAGGUGUUUACUGGGUGUCCCCUUUUCUGUUUUCCUUGGGGAUUCCAUUUCAAGGCUUGCCUUGUACACUGUCCAGAUGUUUCCUUGUGGUGUGGCCAAUCCAUCUUCACUUCCUCCAGCUGAGUUGUAUUUGAAUGGGUACCUGACCUGAUCUUUCCCAUUGUUCUUCCUAACCAAGUACCAAUUUGGUUUUGCAGGGUCGUUGUACUUGGUUUAAUCCUUCACAGAAGAGAGAAGAAGAAGAACUUGAGGAAGAAGAGGAAGAUGAAGAGAGGGAAGAACCAGAUGAACCUGAGCCAGAGCAAGGUCCUCCCCUGCUGACACCUCUCUCAGAGGAUGUAGGUAAGGAAGAGUGCUUGAUGGUUCUGUUUUCACAGUCAUGCUGUGGCAACUGAUAUUCUGCCUUGCCUAGCCUGCUAUCAUCUUUGUAUUGGAGUGUGGAUGUGCCCUAUAUUGGCACCCCCCCUCCCCCCAUGAAUAACACUUUAAGGCCACAAGAAUAAAGGAAAUGCUAACCCUAAGCAAAGAAGUUCUAGAUUGUACUUAAAAAGUGUUUUGUUUUUUUUUUUACUUCUUGACCCCUAAAAUUCACUAGCAUCUUAUUUCUCCUUACAGUUUUACCCUUGAAUGAAACAUAAAUGUCAUGAGAAUAACAGAAAUGAUCCCCAACUAAAGAGGCUCUAGACUGUUAAACAAAUUAUCCCUGUCAGCACCCUAGGAAAAUGAAAAUAAAGCAGUAUAGUUAAUAUGCAUACUGAUGUUACAGUGUAAAAGGGUAAUGCAUCUACUCCUGAAAAAUACCAGAGUGGCCAUGAUCUGUGAGACUGACAACACAGUGGUGUGUAUUUUUAAAAAGAUGAAUCAUAAACGCAUGGUCGUAAUUUAAUAUUCUUACUGUUCUCAAUUUCUUUUGUUGACAGAGGUUGAUGGCAUGCCCCCUUGGACAGCACAGAAGUCUUCUACCUUAAUUCCACAGUACUCUUUAGCAGUAAUGCACUCCAACCUCUGGCCAGGAGCACAUGCAUUUGCUCUUGAGAGGUUUGUAUUCAUGGAAUAACUGAUUCCUUCUGUAACUUCAUUAAUGGUUAAAUAUUUCUAGGAUGCAUCUAUGCCAGAUUUCUUAAGCCAUCCCCUCUCCACACCAAUCUUUAACCUACCUGUACUACUAUAUAGAUCAACCCUUUUGCUCCUAAAGGUGACCACCAUCUAAUUUCUCCUUACAGUAUCAUCCCUCAAUCACACAUCAAGGUCAAUAGAAUAAAGGAAAUGAUCACCAACUAAAGAAGCUCUUGGUUGUUUAACAAAUUCCCCUCAUCAGCACCCUAGGAAAGUAUAGGAAACAGUAUAGAGAGUUGGGGUGUUGAGGGUCAGGCAGUGAAGACAUAAAGCUUUGAUAAUAAUGCAUGCAGAAGGUUGACAAGUCUGUCAGUGAAAAGGGCACUUGGAGAGCAUGGUCACCCUUAUUAAGCCGUUUUAGUCAACCAGUUCCAAAACCAGACAUAAAAUUCUGAUUCAAUAUCUUCAAGUGGAAGAGAAAAGAGAGCUACCAGUUUUAUUACCAUUGUCACUUUUCUAAGAGAGAGAGAGUACAUGAAAUUGAAUUGGAUAACAAUAUCAUUGAAUACUGCACUUUGAUUUGCAAUAAUGCAGUGUUAUGACAUUUUCAUACAACAACUGAUUAAGUCCAGAAAUAUAUUUUGAUAAAAUUUCAAUCUUCUCGUCCAUCCUAGAAAAUUUGAGAACCUCUAUGUUGGUUGGGGCCAGAAAUUCAGUGCAGAAAACUACAGCCCACCACCCCCUCCAGCACCUCAAGAGGAAUUCCCCAGUGGACCAGAAAUCACUGAGGCUGAAGACCCAUCUGUGGAGGAAGAGAAGGCCCUGAAGGCUGCUCAACAGGAAGCAAUGGAGGCUGCUGAGAUGGAGGAUGAGGAAGAUGAUGAUGACGAAGAUGACUAGUUUCUGUUUUGGUGUUCAAUUAAUUUCAGUGAAAUUGUGAAUCACAUUGUUUGCUUUUUUGAAUGUAUAUAACAACCAACAUUUAAAAUUAUGAUGUAAACAAACUUGAAAAGAAUCAGUAUCUUGUGUCAACAUACACAUUUUUAUUUUGUUGCUUCCUUUAUAAGCAAGUUAUAUGUCUCUUACUUAGGUCCAGAAAACAGAAAAACAUGUACAUAUUAUUGAAAAGUUUUGCUUUUCCAAACUGUUACUUCUGUUGAGUUUAUUGUGUCGUACAUGAUAAAGCUUUCUUAUUAAAAUGUGAAUUGAGUCAUAACAAAAGCGGAUUGAAAUGUUUCACAAACCAUUUUAAUUACUCAUAAACAAACUACAAGGCUGUUAGUAAAACUUAAUGACAAGUGUUUUAAAGAGGUGAUCUAAUGCAUUGUACAUUUCACUUGUAAAAUACACAACUUUAACAAACAUCCAUGUAGAAAAAAAGUUAUGUAUUAAAUAACUGGUGAUUACCACUGCAUUGCCUGCUGUUUCAGUGCUUUGUAUUGGCCCUGGUUGUUAGAAGGCUGGAUAAAUAUUGCUAUCCAGCAGAUAGCAUAUUUAUGUUUUGUUGGCACUUAUGUGCUGAACAGCAAUUUGUCCAGUGGAUAACACUAUCUAGCCUUUGAACAACUAAGAACUGGUUGUUAAAAUGAACAAAAUUAAAGACAGCUACUAAAAACAAUCACA
Messenger RNA from Pocillopora meandrina, 7785 nucleotides. NCBI's taxonomy places the organism in Eukaryota, Metazoa, Cnidaria, Anthozoa, Scleractinia, Pocilloporidae. The record is from the annotation of a GenBank genome assembly.